Molecule: messenger RNA, 975 nt
Organism: Gongylonema pulchrum
Lineage: Eukaryota; Metazoa; Nematoda; Chromadorea; Rhabditida; Gongylonematidae
Source: the annotation of a GenBank genome assembly
AUGCGGAAAUGGCCAUUCAUUGAUCGAGUAUUAUUUCACGAUUUUGGUUUGCGAAAAAUCGAGGCUAGAUUUUGGAUCACUGAGUUCAAAGGACGCCUUGUUAAUUUCAGUACAGCUUUAUUCGUAUUAGCGCGGCAGUCAUCGUUUAUGAUGGGUUUUGUUGAAUGGUUACGCAUCGAUGCGCUGCCAUCCUCUUUGACAGUGUUGAUGCUUGCACAGAAUUUUAAAAUUCUUCAAGGAUCUGUGCAGCGUCCGUUUAUCCAUUGGAAUGACCCGAAAGCCGUAAAGUUGUGUGGGAGCAGUGAUCGUUUGAUGAUGCGGCUGUCACAGUUACCGUCAUCAUGGGAAUGGUUGCUACUGGCAGAAUCUUCUGUUACACUGGUUUGGAGUACCAUUGCGCAUAUCAUCAUGCUAGAGACUUUCCGGAGUUUGAAACGACUUUUCGGGACAUUCACCAGUAAAACAGUGUCGAAAACCUCACGGAUGUUUCAUUUCAAUAUUGAAACUGCAAAUCCAGUUACAGUGGAAUUUCAGCUUCCGGAAGAGCACGUGUACGUCCUUGAAACUCAGAGUUUGAAACGACUUUUCGGGACAUUCACCAGUAAAACAAUGUCGAAAACCUCACGGAUGUUUCAUUUCAAUAUUGAAACUGCAAAUUCAGUUACAGUGGAAUUUCAGCUUCCGGAAGAGCACGUGAUGCGCUGGGAAGCACCUUCUUUACAUGCGCAGCGCAGUGAUCAUUUGACAAUCACACUGCCACAGUUCACUGCAUUUUUAGAUGGGCAUCCUAUCCUCACUAUUGAAAAAUUUCGUAUCCAGAGGCGAGCAUUCGACUCGAAAAUGGAUUUGGGACGGAAAGAAUUUAACACAUUGAAAAAUCGAACUAAUAAAGUUUGGACAUGGUCCGCUAAUUCACUGAUGUUCUUAUUUCCAUAUGGGUACAAUUUUGCAGCCGGCUAUGACGAGGUAUGGUGA